This is a messenger RNA of Uranotaenia lowii, 9787 nucleotides long. RefSeq lists its product as uncharacterized. The transcript is spliced from 4 exons. The coding region runs from base 954 to 2078 and encodes 374 amino acids. The record is from RefSeq and is a predicted model, not a curated record. Lineage: Eukaryota; Metazoa; Arthropoda; Insecta; Diptera; Culicidae.
AUCUGAACGCGACAAAAGCCGGACCGAAAAAAGGAUCAUCCAACGUAACGCUCGGUUGGAUUGGAGUGACUCUACUUCUGUCUAUAGAUAUUAUUUUUCACAGAUGUGUUUAGCGGACAACAGAAUUUUUCCGCUGUUGUUCCUUUUCUGUGCUCGCAUGAAUUAACAAGCCACAUACGUGACUCAGUGAUGUAUGUAUGUGGGACCGGUUCAAGUAUCGAUAUUAUUUAAACGGUCUAACUAAUUUUUGGAAGAAUAGUUUGGAACCAAACACCGGAAGUAGUGAUGGAAUAAUUACACACAUCAGUCACGAGAUUCGAAGCCGUGUUGAAGCUGUCUAGUCCUCGCACAGUGUUACGUUAUUCGGGAGAAGGACAUUUCCAUCCUCAUCCCGUCCCACAAGGAUUUGUUGCCAGAGGGUGGUAUUUUUGGGAGGGAUGAGCAGAAACCCGGAGAGUUUUCGCUUACCAAUAUGUGAGAAGAAGAGCGCCUUUCGAGUUUUGAUGUUUAAUAGUGCUUGGGCACGGUGAGUGAGCCAUGCUGAUUUUUGGCGAUUUUUGCAAAACAGUCCUUGUGCGCCGUGAAGACGGAUGAACCGCCAUUCGUCCGGUUCUGCUCCAGGAUAGGAGUCGUGGUGCGAUAGGGAAAGGUGAUAAAAUCGGAAAAAAAACAAGUGAAAUUGUACCAAUUGAUGUGGAAAAUUUUACUGCAUACAUCCAAAUUUCUUUUCUACGUUCCAACGAAUGGAAUAAGUGUUCUCGACCAGAAAAUUGUGUUAUACUCUGGUGUUUUUUAAAGUACAACCGAUGUUCGUGCCAAAGGGGAACAAAGAACAAUUUUAAGGAAAAAAAAGCCUGUACGAGUUUUUUCGUGUCGAACCAGUGUUGAAAAACCAGCUUCAAUACCAAGAGAAUUGGCUGCUGGCCGCUGAAAGGACACGCUGAGCGUUCCCAAUGACGUCACCGAAGAGCUGCACGACGAGCAUAGUUACGACGACGGCCACCAGUAUCAGCAGCAGCAACAAACCAACGACAGUAGCAACACAAGCGCCGGCCAUUCCCUCGGCCCUGACCGUCUCCAGCCGAAUUCUCCGCUCGCCGUCGCACGAAAGCUUCUCGACGGAUCUAUCGCUGAUUUCGAUUUCCGUCUCGUCGAUGACCUCGGAGGCGACCAGCGUGCUGAAUCGAUCUAGCUGCGGUCUGCUCACCAAAACCAUGGAGGAAAAGUUGGGAAACCUGUUGCUGAAGGAUGCCAAGAAAAAUCGGUCUUCCACACUCACCGAAAAAUGGGGUGAGAGCAAUGACCUCAUCCGCAAUUGUGCCACACUGUCGGCGGCCUUGGGGAUCCACAAGAGCUUCAGCACGACCGACAUCUACCAGUUGCCGUCCGAUCAGCACAAUCUCGGCGGAAGACUGUCCACGUCCGAGAUCGCUCUAACUCCGUUCCAGAAGGCCGGUUACCUCUUUGAUCAUCCGCGCCUGGACCACACCUCCCGGUCGUACUCUACUUGGGUGGCAGUCGGAGAGUUGGCUUCCACAUCGCAACUGCCUUCGCCCCAUGGCGGCCAAUCUUCCAACCAAGUACCAACCAUCUGUAAUAGCACACCGACGCCUAGUUUCACGGUUUCCGAUUUGAUAAGUUCGGUUAAUAAGAAAAUCAGACAAAACUACAUACGUCGAAGGCUUUACACGACCUAUCGAGCCAUUGAAAGACUUUCCCAAAGUGAGUUCAAUCUGGAUCGGUUGGAGGCCGCUGCGUUCGCUGCAAAUAACGCGAACAACCCGGGACCCACGGAACUCAUUGUACCGACAACGCAUGCCUCGGCCUCGCCAAUCGGUGGGAAAUCGUCGAGUCCUGCGGCAACCGGCUCCACGAGUCCUUGCCUCGUUCCGGGAUCGGCACUCAGCUCCAGCCAAUCUAAGAAAUCCGCGAGCGGCAAGUCAAGUGCUAAGAAAAACCUCACCUUCCUAGACAUCGAAAACGAGCGUGGAAAGCCGCUGUCCAAGUACGAACGGCACAUGCUGAUCUUCAACUGGCUGCACACCAUCGACGAUGCCCCGAUCGAAAUCGACAACUGAUGCAGCUAGGGGCUUGGGAAUCCGAGUCCAUCGGGCGGAAGUUCCAAGCUGAGCCCGGUGAGCGCGGAUGGCGUUAUUGUGCAUUACGAGGUUGCUGAACCACAAGACGGGUGUAAGAAGUAGGUCCUACAACAGUGCUGCUAUUUUAUGAUAAAGGCACAACGCUCUUAAAACAAGUGAAUUCUUAUAUGUUUAGCUGUUAUCACCAAACUGAAACUGAUACCAAAAGACAACGGAAAAGUAUUUCUGGCGAAAGAAAAGACAUUAUUUUAGUAUAAUUAUACAGCCAUUAAUGAGAAUUUUCGGAUGUAAGCUUCCGGUUUAUCGCUGCUUGAGAUUCUGUUUAGCUAGGUAUAGAUUAUUUCAAACUUGUCUCGUAGGAUAGAUAAAGCAUGAAGAAAAAACUGUAACGAAAUGUUAUUGCUGUACAUAAUGGGAUUACUAAAUAUUACGCGUAACAAUGUCUGGAGCUCCAAUUAAAAGCGCAAAUUCAUCAGUCAUUACAACAAAAAAUUAUUCACAGUUCAAAUUUUCUACAGCCAUCGAUACCCGAGGGACUCGCAAACUUCUUACGCAUCUUUGAAAAGUCUCUGUAUUGUAAGUAGUUUCACAGUGUAUCAGUCCAAAAAAAUUCUAGUGUUCUGUGAUUGGUUGUCGCAAUAGACACCUAGUUUUAAAGUCUUUUUCGUUAUUUAACUAAACAGUGAAAGUAUAAUAAUUUCUGUUACAAUAUCAAUACAAGAAAAUGAAGUUACCAAAUACAUACUUCAUACAGCGAAGUAAGGGUGAUUCAAUUAUAUACGUUUAACAGUUUCCUAUGUACUUAUGUCAAAUUAGUUAUUGACGAGUUUUCUACGACGUGUAAUUAAACCGCGUGUCACGAAUUUUGAACUUGUGUGUACCUUGGAGGACUUUUUUUUAUUUUAACUCGUCUGAUAAACGUGAAUCGGAAAACUUCCAUUUGAAGAGUACAACAACUGCAACAAAACGGAAUCUGCCCAUUUCGGUGGCGCCAAGCAACAGCGGAGAAAACUAUUUUUAAUCCUUCCGUUAUAAUGGGGCGCCUCGCUCAGAAUAGGAAAAGUGUCACGAUUGGGCCCAACAAUCAUCGGGUGACACCACGCUCCAAAACCGCCCACAAUUUGUCGCUUUGGCAAUGGAUGGAUGUUCGAUAUUGGGUAUGAUAGAACUUAUGAUUUAGCGUUGGCAGAUGGGAGCGCGUGAUGGAAUCGAGACAAACAAACGAUGCCAAAAAUAUGCACGAACGAAAAUGCUUGUGACACGUGGCACUAAACUGCUCGAAACUUGUAGAAGGAGGCAUUUUGAAAGAUUCAAAGUUUUAUGAACUACGUCCUUUUGUUUGGAUUUCAAGUCGAUUUUGAAGCCGGAUUUUCCCAAAUUUGUCUCAAACGACAAAAAAGGUUAAAUCUGUUUUUUUUUUAAUUUUUGAAAAUAUUAAUUUUGAUUGCAUAUUUAAACUUAGUUUGCGGACUUAGCCUGUACUCUAUACUUUAAAGUCUGUUUCACAUAGAAUCUGGUCGGAACAUUUCUUCGCAAAGAAAUAACGUACAACAAAAGUAAAAAUGUCAUUCUGUAGGGUUUUUAUUGCACUUUAAGGAAAAAAAUACUUAAAAAUCAUUCGUCAGCUUUUCGGAUGAUUUUUUUUUGUGAUACCACCCAUCAUUUACUGCUGGUAACCUCAUUCGCCAUCUACAUCAUCUACAAAUCAAUUCACACUUUAGUGUGUCAAAUUUCACACAUUUUGGAAAUAAAUAGACCAUUAAAUGUGUGAAGGUACUGCUGCACAUUAAUGUAAAACAUCGCUUAAGGAAACGAAAUGUGAGCGUUUUACACAUUAUGCGAAAAGCGUUUGAAAUGAGAAAAUGUGUGAAAUGUAAAAAAUUAACGGGCCAAAUGUGUGAAAUAUGAGUUCAGGGAGUUCGCAAUAUUAAUUUAUGAUUCGAAAUUAAAUGGAAUAUUCGAAAGACAUGCUUUUCAGAGUAUUUUUAUUUGCUUUAUGCUGAAUAUAAGAAUUCGCUGCAAAUCUGCAUGGAGGAGAGUGGAGAUAUUUUCGAAGUCCAGGAUUAAUUCCCCCAAGCGGCUGUUGGCAGCUACCCCGAUAGACACGAUCUGAAAAAUAUUAAAAUCAAUUGUUAAUGAUUUUUUUUAUAUGUUGAUCUUAUGUCGGAAACUAACCAAAAUUACUUCUAACGACGCAGUUUUCAAUUUUAUUCAAACAUUUUUUUUUGACUGGUUUUGUCUCCUUGAUGGUUUUCAAACUGUUGGAUAGGCCAUUUUUACACACUUUCUUCUUAAGCUGCUAAUUCGGAUAGUGUGAAAAUUCACAACUUGCGCGGUGUGUAAAAAUCUCACUCCAGUUUGACAGCUCCAUACAUUUGCCAAUAAUGUGUGAAACUAUUUUGCAAAAUGUGUAAAAUGAUUUAUCAGUGUAGUUCCACCACUUUUCAUGGUUUUUUCAUGGUUCUGCCACAUUUCUUCAGUUCGCCCUUAACAUGGGGUUGCCAUCUGUCCCGCAAAAGCGGGACAUGUUCCGCUUUUUUGUUGAAUGUCCCUCUUUUUACUCAAAAUGUCCCGCUUUUUUCAUGGAAAACUUUUACAAAUUUCACUGACUUACACUGGAAGAAAUCAAAUUUUAAUUCAUUGGUUAACACGAACAAAAUUUUUCCAAUACGUUUUUUUUCUCGAAAUAAGCAACACAACACAAAAUAAUUUUCGAAUAAAUACAUCUUUUUUCUCAAAAUAAGCAUCAUUUCUUCAGAGUUACAUUAGACAAUACUGAAUAACCUUAAAGUUACGGUAUGAUUCUGAUUUAUUUAAGCGUUUUUGGAGCACGUUCAAUUUGGGUAUGAAAAAUGUAUAGUUUAAGUUACUCCCAAAUGAUUAUAAGAACUUAAUUUUUCAACAGAAUCUUAGUUACAUUGCCAUACUCUAUCUCAAUCGGCUUAAAAUUCCAAAGUAUCAAAUGAUGGUAGUUUUCUGUAAUUGCCACACAAAGGAUUUUUACGCGAUAUCAAAUCCGCCGUUUACAUGUAGAACUUGAAAUAUUUCUCUCAAAUAACGUGUUGAUUUGCGAAAACCGUGUAAACAACCCUGAUUAUUGCAAAAAAACCGUGUAAAUGAAAACCAUGUAAGAAAAACUGAGCAAAAUCAAUCAGCUUUAAAAAAAACCUUAGUGUACUUUCUAUGAAUAACUCUGGCUGAAGGUAUGCGUAUAGUUUUGACAAUAAAAUUAAGCUUUUUUAAGAGUUUUUUUAAAUGUCUCGCUUUUUUUCAGCUGUGUCCCGCUUAUUUGUCGUUAAAUGUCCCGCUUUUUUCUGAAAGUAUCUAGCAAGCCUACCUUAACCCUUCAUUUCAUGAUUUUUUAUUUUUCCUCAAAAAUCAUUUCUGUACCAACACGUGAAAAGGAUGUAUCUCCAUAUAUGGCGAAUCGGGAAAAACGCGUUUGAAGAAAAUACAAUCUAUUUUAAAUCGCUAAUUAAAAAUCACUUGAAAUGUUUGCAUUUUAUGACAGACAAACGAUGUUUAGAAGCAUCCUCUAUAUGUUAGAAUAGAGGAAUAUCAAUUUUAAUGAAAAAACAACGCGCUAUCGUAGAUAGAACCUAGCUCACGUAAUAUUUUGUCUUCUUUGUUUAUACACCCUUUGCUAUUUUCUCAUUUCUAGCUUUAGUUUUAAGCUCGCGUUCAUUUGUAACUAUGUUUUUAUGUUCAAUAAAGUGUCAAAUCUUUACCAACACAUAAAAAGCAUCUAUCUACAUAUACGGCGUAUCAAGAAAAACGCGUUUGAAAAAAAUACAACCUAUUUUAAAUCCCUAAUUAAAAAUCACUUCAAAUUUUUGGUUUUAAUGAAAGACAAAGGAUUUUUAAGAAGCAUCCCAUGUUAGAAUAAAGGAAUAUCAUUUUUCAUGAAAAAAAAAACAACGCGCUAUCGUAGAUAGAACCUAGCUCACGUAAUAUUUUUUCUAACCUGGUUAUACACCCUUUGCUAUUUUCUUAUUUUUAGCUUUAAUUAUAAGCUCGCAUUCAUUUGCUACUAUAUUUUUAUGUUGAAUAAAGAGUCAAAUUGAUUAUUUUGAGUUUGUUUGCGGAGUAGUAGCGAAAAAUUGUUCCGGAGUAAAGGGUGUAUAUCCAUGUGAUGGCAGUUCUGGUUUUAGAAUGUUUAUAGAUCCUUUACUCAAAUUGAGUUUUCAAUGUAACGGAAUAUUAUUUUCUCAAAAGGGUUUUACCGUUAAGUAGGGCAACUGUUGGCCUAUCAUGAGGUACUGAAAAUGGUUUUUGUUUAUUUUUGGAGAUAGAUCCUUUUCACGUGUUGGUACAGAUUUCAAACAGUUGGAAAUGAUGAGUACAUAAAUAAAAAAAAAUUAAAAUAAAAUACGAUUUUUUACUUUUUCCAUACAUACAUUAAUACGACAUCCCGGCUGUAGCGUCAGCUUGCCGAUCCGGCCAGAACUCCACCGGACCUUCCGGACCGGACCGAAUGAAUGGCAAAACCCUCUUCUGGAGACAUUCUUCUUAGUAAACAUUUCUAUUCAUUGUGUCCCCAGUGAUGAAAAUCUCAGUCUUCUUCCCACAACUACAGAUCCCUUGCCAAAUCAUCAACUCACGAGCAAAUUUAUCUGCGAAAACAAACUUGAAUCUACCCGCAACAUUCCCUUUACGCUUCGCAAGGUAAAAUUUGUUACCGGGUAUUUGUCCAAAAUCCAUUGUUAUGAGGGCUGAUCAUGGUCGGAGCCACAUAAAUAAUUACGCUCAAUGGGGUUUAAAUUUUUAACUUUGAUUUAUAAAUUUUUGGCAACAUUGUACCCAAGUUCCUUAAAAUGCUAUUUCGAGAUUUGAAUGAAAAACGUGCACUUACAGCUUUUUCAGUUUUGGCGCAUGGCGCACAUCAGGGUUCGGCAUCCUCGUCGCGCCUCGCUCAGCCAUAGGGUGCGACACCAUCGUCUUUGUUGUUGAUCUUGAGCCGAUUGUUGCCCUCGUUGUGAAUACGUGGUCGUUACCACAGUACAUAAUGACCAAUUCUAGAUUGUGGUCGUGCCACAGUUGAUGCUGCCUUCGUUGUGGUCGAUGUGUUCUUCCAAACUCUAUUCGUGGCCGAUGCCACCGCUGAUGCUGCCCUCGGGGUGACCAGAACGUUCUUCCGAUCUCGGUUUGUGACCGAUGCCACGGCUGAUGCUGCCUCCGCUGCAAUCAAGACGUUCUUCCAAUUUCGGUUCGUGGCCGAUGCCACGGCUGAUCCUGCGAACGACACCGCUGACCGAACUCCGUUGGCCUCGUAGGUUCCCGUUGAACUUGAAAGCCACAGUUGACACCUCGCAGCCAAUGCGACAGAAGCUGUAGAUUUAUCACAGUUGAUCGCAACCGGCGCUGCGAAUGAUGACACCCGACUCUGCUUGCUGGGAUGCUUUGGCGUUCGACCACGGCACAUGGACAGCUGGAACCGCCGAAGGAUUCCGAUCGAUUUUGCCAAGCUGCUGACUGCCGCUGAUUCAGUAAAAGUGCACAAUGCCGGGGAUGUGCUUACGAUGUCCGAUUUGGAUGCACUCGGAAAGCGAUGAGCGAUGAGAUCUUAAGAUGGAAAAGAAAUAGAGAAAAAAGGGGCUCUGGCGGAGGGGUGCGUGAUGUUAGUUGUUCCGUCGGACUUGGCGCAUAGAGGCUACUUACGUUUCUGACCCCUUUUUUUUUUCUUCUCACAGCGCUUGUUCAAGAUGCUGAUGAGCGCUUGGCGCAGCUAUUAGUGGGGAAAAGAAACAGUUACUUCCAAUGGUUCUUACUUGCGCUUUUCGUUCCCGACGCUAAUGUCUCUUAGUGGACCUGCUGUCGCUCUCGAGCUACUGACUGGGUGCCUUGAGGCCUUGUGCCUUGGUGCUAGUCUCGAAUGCCGAUAAGCGCGUUUCGCAGCUAUUGUGGGAGGAAAAGAAACAAUAACUUUCUUGCUCUACCUCUGUUUGUGAUGGUUCCUACUUGGCACUUUUCGUUCCCGAUCUUUGUGUCGUUUAUCGUACCUGCUGUCGCCCCUGAGUUGCUGACCGGGUGCCCUGGCCUGACUUGUGUGGCCGAGAAGUCUGCGAUAAAGUGAGUUCCACUGGUGAAACGCAUAAAAUUCCUUGUUUAUAAGUUGCGCUUACCUCUCUUCCCGAGUAGAUCACCUUUUUCCCUCUAGGGACUUUAGCUGGCCCACUUUCUGCGUGGUCACUUUUCAUUUGCCGCCUUUCUUUGUGCGCGUCUGUUACGUGGUCAACCGGAACUUUAUCUGACAAUCUGUCAACUUUUUUCAUCCCCGCUGCCGCCAACUUUUCAAAUCCAAAACAUUGACAUUCCCUGUCGGGAGAACUGGCCCGACGAUUCUUCAAAUCUUGUGCGUUUUGUUCUAAUAAUCGGACAUCAAUGGGUUUUUUCUCAAAAAAUGUUGCCACAUAAUCAAAACGUAUCAAUUUUAACAAUAAAUAUGAAGGAAUAAUUUACGAUGCAACACCAUUUUGACGUAAGUUUAGUCGUCCAUCAAAAUGCAUCCGCUGUACUUGAUCAACACUUUCUCGUACAACUUCCUUGCCCUGGUUUUGGCAACCAGGUUUUGUUUCAGCGUCCUGUUGGGGUGUUUGCUUGCAUGAUACGACCGCAAGCCUUCUCGCAAACAAAUUCGUCGAGCUGUACUGUGGUUCGUCUUAAACUUUUUCGCCAAAUCACGCAAGGAGAUUCCAGGAUUAUUGUGAACUGAUCGAAUUACCUUUGCUCGCAGCUUCCGUUCAUAUGUUCCACUUUUACGCCUGGUUUGUUUUGCUCGAUCCACCGUAAGGGUCUCCUGGUAACAUUUCAGCACCGAAUUUACAGUCGAUUUUGGAUAUUUCAGGAAUUUCGCGAUCUUUACCCCGGACCACGUCGGUUUCUCUACGUGAGUGUGCAGUAUUUUCUCUCACCUUUCGCGUUCCAUCGUCGAUAACUUUUGACUGACUGCUUCAAUCUUGAUGAAAUUUUCAUCACUAAGUAAACAAACCAUCCGGAUCAAAACACUGUCAAUAGAUUCGCGAUUUGACAACUAUUGGCGCUGCAGUAAAUGAAAAGAUGCGUCCAGAUUCUAUGUGAAACAGACUUUAUUCGUUUCAACUGUUUAUUAAUUAAAGCGAAGUUAAAGGAUGUGGUUUUUAAUUGAAUAAGCACAAUUUUGAAUCAUUGUGAUGAAGAAUAUAAAAACUUAAAAACAGUCGUUCUUAGAUAAACACUUGUCAGCGUCUAUUCUGCGUUGAAAUCAACUAAUCAUUCAUUUACAACAAAAAACACUAAGCUCAUAGACACUUUGUAAACACUGUAAAGUUCUGAAAUAAAAAUGGCUGGCAGAUUACACUCGAAACACGAAUUCUGGUACAAUGAAAGUGAGACGUUAGAUGCUUCAUCCUACAGUUCUUAAGCGUUAUGAAAAUAUCUCUACAGUAAGCUCCGAACAGUGUUAUAAAAACAAACAUCAGAAUAAGUGGAAUUAUUACAUACAUGGAAAAAUAUCACAGAAUCCCAGUGAUGCAUGCAUGUGGCUUGUAGUCGCAAAGAUAAAAAUGAUAAUAUGAUUAAAACGCUGGCCUAUGCUCCAACAAAAACCAGUCUGAAAUGUUGUAAAUGUUGAUAUGAUAGGAUACCUACAUUGGCUAUAAAAAAAAUCUUGAAUCGUGAAUUACUCUAAUCUAUGGACAAUGAAUAAAGAA